GAGAGAGAGAGAAGGUUCUGUUUUGGUCUUCUUCUUCAUCAUCUUCGUCCUGAACUCAUGCAUCCCUGGCCCCUCUUUAAUCAUGAGUUUCCUUUUGCCAUCAUUACCUUCAAAAGCCUUAUCUUUUUUUCAUCUCUCCCUUUCUCUUUCUCUCUAUCUCAAAAGACACAACAGCUUUGUAGAUCAUCUACUAUAUAAUGCUUACUCAGUUCUUGUGCGAAAUAAAACUAUGAGAUGUGUCUGAAAUCUUCAGAGCCACCAUUCUCAGACACUCAGACAUUAACGAUGAGAUCAGCUUCGCACCAUAGCAAACGAAAAUCUAAGAAACAAAUUCAUAUUCGUAUCCUCAAUCUCAACAGAAGGAGAAGAGUACUGAGAGAGGAAAAUAAGGAGAUGGAGAUGAGAAACUUCAAGCUUCUCGUAGAGAAUCAAAGCAUCAUACGAGAGAACGAGGCUUUGAAAAAGAAAGCUCUCCUUCUCCACCAAGAAAACAAUGCUCUGUUCGCUCUGCUUCAUCCAAAACUCUCCCCUCUCUCCACCUCCUUCCUCUUGUUAUCUUCUUCGUGAAUCUUGUUUCCUUGAUUACAUGUCUUCUCGUAAAAUAAAAAUCAAACUAAUGAUCUAUGGGUGAUUUUUAUUUUU
This is a messenger RNA of Capsella rubella, 642 nucleotides long. Its product is annotated as protein LITTLE ZIPPER 2. Bases 235 to 567 code for a protein of 110 amino acids. The transcript is spliced from 2 exons. Lineage: Eukaryota; Viridiplantae; Streptophyta; Magnoliopsida; Brassicales; Brassicaceae. The record is from RefSeq and is a predicted model, not a curated record.